Molecule: messenger RNA, 1671 nt
Organism: Trichoderma virens Gv29-8
Lineage: Eukaryota; Fungi; Ascomycota; Sordariomycetes; Hypocreales; Hypocreaceae
Exons: 2
Coding region: 1-1671 (556 amino acids)
Biological process (GO): DNA damage response
Cellular component (GO): nucleus
Molecular function (GO): histone H3K56 acetyltransferase activity
Source: RefSeq, a predicted model, not a curated record
AUGGCUUCUGCAGACUCUCCAGACACUAGCCUGCGCGGCCGCCUUGCUGCCGUCCUUCCCAGAGGUUACAAAUUCGGCAUCCAUCAUGUAUCGACGCCUCCCACCAAGGUUGACGCGCUCUACUCUGCACCUCCUGGCGAACGGCCCGAACGAACAUACUGCGAGAAACACUUCCUCAGCGUUUCAAUUGACUCUCAAGACACGUUAGAGAGUGCCUCAUACAGUGAUAAUACACCGGAGCAGGCUGCGCAGCGGAAGCGAGUCCUAGUCCUCGGGAUCGAAAUCUUCAUAUACACCACGGCCAGAUCUACCACCUUAUUUGUGUCCAAGGCUGAUUCUACCGGAUUUCUGGACAAGCUACAGCUGCCCAAGGGUGCUCCCAGUCCGAUUCGAGAAGUGUGCGCGACCUUCAUCCGCUACUUGGUCGACAAACGAAGGCGCAAGGACGUGCAGUUCGUAGUCAGUCUCUUUGCACGCGCGCAAGACCAGUACCUGUUCCCCGGAAGCAUCGAAUACCCCGGAAAGCACGUUUUGGACGAUCGCGGCCUCGUCAAGUGGUGGUGUCGGGUGCUUGACCCCGUUGUCGAGUCACCUCCAACCGGCAGUCUAUCGGCAUGGCGAAACACCAAGGGAUAUCUACUUGUUCCUGGCCUUGACGCCUACGAGACUCGUGCGUUCAUUCCGCGACGUGCCGGUGCUACAUCUUGCUGGUCAUUGAACCACCCGCUGGAGCGUAUUUCACAUUAUUUUCGAGAGUUUGACUGGGUACCGCCACGGUGUCUCAUCCCCCGGUUCCCGGAUGACCCCAAAUCCCGAUUCCGCGACGAGCUGGAUGACGAAGUCACAAAGACCAAGGCGAUGAAGACUACGGGGAGCUGGAAAUCAGUCAAGACACUUGACAUGUUUUGGGAGAUGAUGGCCUUCCGACAAGAGUGUUCAAGUGGUAGGAUGACGGGGUUCAUAUGGGUCGUGUUUGAUGACUUGGAGGACGAGCCAAAGCAAGAUGGUAGUGACACUGUAUCGAUAUCUAGUGCCUCAGUCGUGACCAGUGCGCCAAAACGUGAUUCUGAGAUUGAAGACAAGAAGACCAAGAAGAAGAAGAAGAAGUCGGCAAAGACCAAGAGCAAGCUCAGAGGCCCCAUCAAGCCCCGGCAGCCACGUAUCAAGACCAAACAGCGCAACUACCUCCUAGACCAGCCUGUAUCGUCCGCAUACUACUACUGGCCGCCCCAAGGCCGAGGCGAGAGGAUCGUGGACGAAGCCGAUUAUAAGCGUAUGCAUGAGCUUCUUCUGCGCUUGGACUUUGCUACCUUGGAAAAAGCCACAGGGAGCACGCGCCGCUGGCUAAGCGAGGUUGGCCUUGGAAGCCGGUGGGGAUUUGACGUUACAGGGACGCGGGAGCUUGCUGUAGCAGAUGGAGACAAGCCGGUUCAAGGAGUUGCACCCGUCAAUAACCUGUCUGGCCUUGUCAAGAGGAAAAGGGCCGACACGGUGACGGAGGCAUCACAGGGAGAGACGGCUGAUGGCAGUAGCGUCAAUGUGCUGAGCGAUGGGCUGGUUAGGAAAAAGCCCAAGCAAGAGCAGGAGAAUGAUGCUCAUGACGGCGAUGUGAACGCUCCUACGGUCAAUGUGCUGGGCGCAGGGCUUGUGAGGAAGAAGGAAAAGGCGUGA